AAUGUCUGGUCUUCCGCCGCCUCCUCCGCCAGGCUGGGGUCCGCCGCCACCGCCCGGUGCUCCUCCUCCUCCCCCCCGCCUGGCGACUUCUUGCCACCGCCGCCAUCAGGCUAUCGACCAUCUGGCAACCCUCAGUCUGCCAAAUUUGCACAGAAGAAGAAGGAAUGGCUUCGAUCUCAACGCAAUCGCUUCGGCGAGAAGCGGAAAGGUGGCUUCAAGGCAGACAUGCCCCCGGAGCAUUUGCGCGAUAAGAAAUACACCAACGACAAGCGGAGCUACCUCGGCGCCCUGAAAUUCAUGCCGCACGCUUUGCUGGAGAAUAUGCCCAUGCCUUGGGAGUCUGUGCGGGAGGUGAAAGUCCUCUACCACGUCAACGGUUGUUUGACUCUUGUCAAUGAGACACCGCGAGUCAUUCCGCCGGCCCAGUGGGCCACAAUGUGGCUGACCAUGGCCAAGGAGAAGAGCGAUCGGAGACUUUUCAAGCGAAUGCGUUUCCCGCCGUUCGACGACGAGGAGCCGCCCUUGUCGUGGUCCGAAAACUUGGAGGAUAUGGAGCUCGACGAGGAAGAGGACGCGGCCAUAUACGAUUGGUUCUACGAUCACAGACCUCUGCUCGAUACAGAGCAUUCAUGGAACUUGACUUUACCCCAGAUGGCUGCCUUGUACCGGUUAAGCCGACCGCUUCUGACGGAUAUUGCACUCAACGUUGCCCUGCCUGGAGGACCGCGCUUCGAACCAUUGUUCAAAGACAUUGAUCCGAAUAACGAAGACUUCGGCGAGUUCAACGCCAUCGAUCGUAUCAUAUUUCGGUCCCCUAUACGUACAGAGUCACGAGUCGCCUACCCGUAUCUGUACAACUCACUUCCUCGGAGCCUUGUCAUCAACCCGAUUUCUUCACGCAUUGUUGCCUCCAAAAAUUCCACAAUCAGCCACGAAGAUGAGCUCUUUGGCGAAGGCAAGGAUGAUUGCUUCAAGCUACCAGCGGGGGUUUCGCCAUUCCUCGCUGAUGAGGACCUCUCUAACGAGGACACUGCUGCGGCCAUCGCAUUAUGGUGGGCUGUUUUCCCCUUCGAUCGGCGCUCCGGCUCCAUGGUGCGGGCGCAAGACGUGCCACUUUUUUACCUACAACACUGCCCGCCCAAACAGCCGAUCAAGAAACUGCUCAAGUCCUACGUCCUCAACGAGCUGCACAAGAAGAAGCCAAAAGCCACCAACCGUCAAAACCUGCUCCGCACUCUCAAACAGACCAAGUUUUUCCAGCAGACGACCAUCGACUGGGUCGAGGCAGGUCUUCAGCCUUCUCGUUUUGGUAACGCAUUUCACCUGAUGCGUGAAAUCUUGCGACUGACGAAGCUCAUUGUCGACUCGCAAGUUCAAUACCGCCUGGGAAACAUCGACGCUUUCCAGCUGGCUGAUGGCAUCCUUUAUGCUUUCAACCACUUGACUGGCAUGUACAGGUACAAGUACAAGCUCAUGCACCAGAUCAGGUCGUGCAAAGAUCUGAAGCACUUGAUCUACUACCGGUUUAAUACUGGCCCUGGAUGUGGCUUCUGGGCUCCCGCGUGGCGUGUCUGGCUGUUUUUUAUGCGUGGCAUCAUUCCGCUUCUGGAAAGAUGGCUUGGGAACUUGUUGUCUCGCCAGUUCGAAGGACGACACAGCAAGGGUGUCGCCAAAACACGUGUGGAGUCGCAUUUUGAUCUCGAGCUGCGUGCCUCGGGCAUCAAACAGAACAAACAUUUGUCUGAAGCCUGGAGUAACAUCCCCUGGAAGGUUCCAGGUCUUCCGGCUCCCAUUGAAAACAUCAUCCUGCGCUAUGCUGACUGGUGGAUUUCUGUGGCACACUACAACCGGGAACGGAUCCGGCGUGGCGCUACUGUGGACAAGACCGUGGCCAAGAAGAACGCUGAACAAGAGCGACAACACAACUACAUGAAGGAUGGUCCGUAUGAGGCGGUCGCUAUCUACACCACCACACACGACACAAAGAUUCUCAUUCUCGCCUUGGAGCGUUUGAGGGAGGCAUACUCCAGCCAAAGGGAAGAGCUUGCCUUGAUCGAGCAGGCUCCUGGGACGACUUUGGAGAGAAUCAAGCGUUUCUUGCUUACGCAACGAGCUUUCAAGGAACCGAUCGAGAAGAUCAGCGAUGCGUAUCUUGACCAGUACUUGUGGUAUCAGGCAGAUCAGCGACACUUGUUUCCUGCCUGGAUCAAACCAUCCGACUCGGAAGUUCCUCCACUUCUCUGGGCCCAAGGGAUAAACAAUCUCGACAAAACUGCUGACGGCGAGUGCAACGUCAUGAUUGAAACGGAACUGUCCAAAAAGAUCGAUCUCACCCUUCUCAACCGACUUCUGAGGCUGAUCAUGGACCACAAUCUGGCGGACUACAUCAGCUCCAAGAACAACGACAUGAAUCAUGUCAACAGCUAUGGCAUGAUCCGCGGCCUGCAGUUCUCUGGAUUUGUCUUCCAAUACUACGGUCUCGUCCUCGAUCUUCUCUUAUUGGGUCUCAAUCGCGCCAGCGAGAUUGCUGGUCCACCGAAUAGCCCCAAUGAUUUCUUGCAAGAGACAGAGACCAAGCAUCCGAUCCGCCUAUACACGCGAUAUAUCGACAAGAUCUGGGAAUCUCGCGACUUGAUCCAACGCUUUCUGACCGAGCAGCCUGAUCCCAACUUUGAGAAUACAAAGAAAUGCUGGCCUCGAGAUUCUCGGAUGCGCUUGAUGCGCCACGAUGUCAAUCUGGGCCGUGCCAAUCGGCUGCCUCGCUCUGUGACAACUAUCGAAUGGGAUGAUACAUUUGCCAGUGUCUAUAGCAGGGACAACCCAAAUCUGCUCUUCUCCAUGUCGGGCUUUGAGAUCCGUAAUCAGAACGAUGAAUUCCCGGUCAAGGACAGCGUGUGGUCCCUGCGAACAGCUCAUGCCUUCUUGCAGAAGUUCAACAAUCGGAUUCGGCAGAUCCUCAUGUCUUCUGGGUCGACAACGUUCACCAAGAUAGCCAACAAGUGGAACACAGCACUGAUCGCCCUGUUUACAUACUAUCGCGAGGCUGCGGUGUCGACGGUCAACCUCUUGGACACUAUUACCAAAAUCCAGACCCGGAUGCCCUCUCGUUUCCCUCCAGCUGUCUUCUAUACGCCCAAAGAACUUGGUGCGAGUGACAAGAGGUGGUCUUCUCAGACCGAUGUUGGAACUCUGAUUCCGAACAUCUUCCGCUACAUCAUCCCUUGGGAAGCCGAGUUUAUUGACUCGCAACGGUAUUCGCAAAAGCGAUUGGAAGCAAACCAGCAAAAUCGUCGCUUAACCCUCGAAGAUCUCGAGGAUAGCUGGGAUCGCGGAUUACCUCGCAUCAACACUCUCUUCCAGAAAGACCGCAGCACCUUGAGUUUCGACAAGGGCUUCCGCACAAGAAGCGACAAUCCAUUCUGGUGGACCAGCCAGCCGCUUGGAAACGCCACCGGUUUUCCCUCAUGGGAGGCAUGCCUCGCCUACGGAACAAAGCUUCUUCGAUAUGACGGCACCGAGGUUAAGGUGGAGGAUGUCCAAGAGGGCGAUGAGCUGCUUGGCCCGGAUGGUCAACCAAGGCGGGCCUUCAACCUUGUGAAGGGUAUCGGCGCUAGGAAAGAAGAACUCGUCGUCACUUCGAACCAUAUCCUGGUCCUUCACAAAGAGAAAGGAGCUGGUAACGUUUACGAUGGUUCAACCAUGGAAGACCAUCGUGGCAAUUUUCUUGGCGAACUCCCCGACCUGAGCUCAGAUCCUGCUGAUCCCAACCGUCCCACAAAUCUCAAAGCUAUUGCUUGGCUUCUUGCGGUCGAUCGUACACCCCGUGGAGCAGCCGCUAUCCGAAAUGUCCUCAAUAGAACCUGCUACAAGCUCAAGCUUGGUGGAAACAAGGCACCGUACAUGACCUUCGCCCAAGAAGCAGCUUUUGAGGAAGCGAAGAAAAAGAGCCGCGAACGUCAUGAGGCCGGCGAUGUCACAUUCUCAAAUCUGCGCCAACGCUUCCUCGACAAAUCAGCGAAUGGGAAAGGCGGUGAAGUUAAGCUUGACCAGAACUUGCCCAACGCGUUUCUACUUUGGAAUGCUCAUGGGCGAGAUCUGAAGAUCCGGGUUUACUGCGCUAUCAAGGCCACAAAGUUUGGGCGCCAAUUUGCCUUCGGGUCAUUGCCUGAGGAUGACGCUUUGCUGAACAACGAUACCGAAUCUCAGGGCGAUGAUUUGGCCGCUCUCCAAAUCGAGUAUGGUGAUGCUGCGGCUUCAGACCGGUAUGAUACUGUGGAGAUGACCGCGGAAGAGUUUGCAAAUCUACCUGCUGCUGAACGCGCCAAGCACCGCUUAUUCCGAUCACCUGGUUUUGAGCUUCCCGAACAGUCCGUCCCCGUGAACCCAUACUUCUUGGGGCUUUGGCUAGGAGAUGGCACACGAACUUACACAGACAUUGCCAACAACCAUGAGCUGGAAGUGCGAGAAUUUCUACAGAGACACGCAGCUGAGUUGGACCUUCACCUCGUGUACCAUGGUAACUUGUCCUAUGCCACUGUUGGUAGGACUGCCUUGGCUGAUCGGCCUCUUCCGCAAGCUCACAUCGCGCUACCUGAUCGUCCUGAUGGGCCAAGAGUAGCUCGCGCAACACUUAUCAAGAGACGGAUCCGGGAAGGCUGGACAUUCCAGGAAAGUCGGCAACCGGGAGAGGCUCGCGUUUGGGUAUCGCCUCAAAGUACAACAUCAAUCCUACCAGCAGAAGACAAUUCGCAGGCGAGAUCUCUUGGGGAGGACGUACCCGACUUAGUUGCUCCUGAUGUGGAUGACAAUCUCGCAUCGGGAGGAUCUGUGUCGAGCGAAGAUCCACUUGCAACUUCUCGGGACCUUCUUGAUCAACUUCAAGACAGUGAAGAUGAUCGGCCGCCCCCAAUUCAUUACGAUCCCGAGGUUAAUAGCUGGGAUCCUGGAGAUAUGGUAGCCGAGCGAAGACGUCUUCUAGAGGAGCAGGGCGAGAUCGAUAUCUGGGCUAAGGACCUGGAUGCUGGCCCGCCAGAGAUUGUGUGGGAUCCCGAGGAUGAUGAGCCUUUGGACGGCGACCAACUUUCUCAACAGUUUCGAACGCAGUCAUUGGACCAAGAUUCGCAACCUCAGGGCCAGUCUAUGCAGAGUUCGCCGCCAAGUCUCGAUCAGAAAUUUGAGUCUCAGCGGACAACAGCAUCUGAGUCUAUCCCUGAGGACAUUCUUCACCAACUUUCUCAAGACAGAGAUUUCACGGAUCAAGUUGGCUCUUCUCAGCCCAAUGAGAUCAUUGAAGCAGAUGUGGUUGAGGACGAGGACGAGCUUGGAAUUCCCGAGGACGAACUUCUCGACAUGCUCAGUACAACUGAGCACACUGAAGAUGUUGAUGUCGAGCUUGACGACGUGGAUAACAUCGCCAGUGGCACAACAACCCGCCAGCUUGAGGCAGGACAAUCAGCGUACGGUGAUCUCAGUGCUGAUGAGGAGGAUCAGCUCGCUGAGCAAUUUCCCACCAAGAAGCAGGGCCCCAAUACUCUCCUGAAUGCUCUUCGCAGCCUCAAUCCAGGGUUGACUGGCUAUGAGAACGACCACAAGCAUAUCCCUGCGCAGUACCUCAAAAACUCGCGAGCGGUCCGGCUUGCAGUACUUGCUGGGUUGAUCGACUCCGACGGGUGGUACGUUUAUCCCGAAAACAUGCUGGGCCCACACAAGAGAUUGUUUUGGGAUGUUGUGGCAUUGGCACGAUCACUCGGCUUCAGUGUCUGGACAUCACGCAGAUUGCGUUGGGUUCCGGCGAAAACCCACCAAAACUGGUAUCUUACCGCGCAAAUUUUCGGCGAUAUUGCUCAAAUCCCUUGCUUGUUGACCCGGAAGAAGCCCGUGGAAAGUUUCAUGAUCAAAGAUAUAUCUCUUGAUCCAGAGUCUACUCCUUGGGCUGGUUUUCGAGUUGACCGAGAUCAACUGUAUUUGCUGCUACACAACUCUGGUUUCGAGGAGUCGAUGAAGUUCAAGAAAUUGACGAACGCGCAACGAUCUGGUCUCAAUCAAAUCCCUAAUCGUCGUUUCACGCUCUGGUGGUCGCCCACGAUCAAUCGCGCCAACGUUUACGUCGGCUUCCAGGUUCAGCUGGAUCUGACUGGCAUUUUCCUUCACGGCAAGAUUCCGACUCUGAAGAUCUCGUUGAUCCAGAUCUUCCGGGCUCACUUGUGGCAGAAGAUUCACGAGUCCGUGGUGAUGGACUUUUGCCAGGUGUUUGAUCAGGAACUGGAAUCACUCGGCAUCGAGACUGUGCAGAAGGAGACCAUCCAUCCUCGCAAAUCUUACAAGAUGAACAGCUCUUGUGCCGACAUUCUCCUCUUUGCGAGCAACAAAUGGAACGUCACCCGGCCGUCAUUACUUUUUGACACAAAAGAUAGCCUCGAGCCCACAACGACAAACAAGUUCUGGGUCGACGUUCAGCUGCGCUAUGGUGAUUAUGAUUCUCACGACAUCGAGCGGUAUACCAGGGCAAAGUAUCUGGAUUACACCAAUGACAGCAUGAGCAUCUACCCAUCCGCAACGGGUCUGAUGGUAGGAAUCGACCUCGCCUACAAUCUCUAUUCCGCCUAUGGGCAGUACUUCCCCGGCUUGAAAGUCCUUGUGCAGCAAGCGAUGGCCAAGAUCAUGAAAGCAAAUCCAGCUCUUUAUGUCCUGCGUGAGCGCAUCAGGAAGGGCCUGCAACUGUAUGCCUCAGAGAGCAAUCAGGAGUUUCUCAACUCCCAGAAUUACUCGGAACUGUUCAGCAACCAAACCAAGCUUUUCAUAGACGACACCAACGUCUAUCGUGUUACCAUCCACAAGACAUUUGAGGGCAACCUGACGACCAAGCCGAUCAACGGUGCGAUCUUCAUCUUCAAUCCCCGUACCGGACAACUGUUCUUGAAAAUCAUCCACACGAGCGUUUGGGCUGGUCAAAAGCGUCUUGGGCAGUUGGCCAAAUGGAAGACGGCAGAAGAAGUAGCUGCGUUGAUCAGAUCGCUGCCGAUAGAGGAGCAGCCCAAAGAGCUGAUUGUCACUCGAAAGGGUCUGUUAGAUCCCCUCGAGGUACAUCUUUUGGACUUUCCCAACAUCUCUAUCCGUGCUUCUGAGCUUCAACUUCCUUUCCAGGCUGCUAUGAAGGUGGAGAAACUCGGUGACAUGAUUCUAAGGGCAACUGAACCGCAGAUGGUGCUGUUCAACCUCUACGAUGAAUGGCACAAGAGUGUCUCGUCGUACACGGCGUUCUCACGUCUCGUACUCAUUUUACGUGCGCUGCAUGUGAAUCCCGACAAGACAAAGCUCACACUGCGUCCUGACAAGACCGUCAUUACUCAGCAGCAUCACAUCUGGCCCACGCUUUCCGACGAGGACUGGAUCAAGGUGGAGACCCAACUGCGCGAUCUCAUAUUGCACGACUACGGCAAGAAGAACAACGUCAACGUCUCCAGUCUGACGAGCAGCGAAGUUCGAGAUAUCAUCUUGGGUAUGGAGAUCUCAGCGCCAUCACUCCAACGCCAGCAAGCCGCCGAGAUCGAGAAACAGCAACAGGAGCAGCAGCAGCUCACGGCAGUCACCACCAAGACCCAAAACGUGCACGGAGAGGAGAUUAUCGUAACGACGACUUCCCAAUUCGAGCAGCAAACCUUUGCAUCGAAGACGGAGUGGCGCACACGAGCGAUUGCCACGUCCAAUCUGCGCACCAGAUCGAACAACAUUUAUGUGUCCUCGGUCGACAACAACGUGGAGGAUGUUACCUACGUCAUGCCUAACAAUGUGCUCAAGAAGUUCAUCACCAUUGCCGAUCUCCGCGUCCAGGUUGCGGGCUAUCUCUAUGGCGUGUCCGCACCUGACAAUAAGCAGAUCAAGGAGAUCCGAUGCGUUGUUAUGAUCCCUCAAAUCGGUGGACUACGGAACGUGCAGCUUCCACAUCAGCUUCCGCAGCACGAGUACCUCAAGGAGAUGGAGCCGCUCGGCGUGAUCCACACGAUGGCUGGGAACGAGCUCCCUUACAUGUCUGCCUCGGACGUGACGGAACAUGCGCGGCUACUUGACGCUCACCCAGAAUUGGACAAGGAGGAGUCCAUCACGGUCGAUGUAGCAUUUACACCUGGCUCGGUAUCACUAUCUGCAUGGGCACUGACACCGAAUGGCUAUCGCUGGGGCGCGGAGAAUAAGGACACGGGCAGCGAUCAACCGCAGGGUUUCACGACGAGCAUGGGAAUCAAGCGCAAGCUUCUGCUCAGCCCCCGAUACAAGGGAUUCUUCCUGGUCCCAGAGAAUGGGAAGUGGAACUACAGUUUCAUGGGCAGCAGCUUUGCAGGCAUCGAGAAGAAGCCGUUGCACGUCAAACUGGAUACACCGUUGCCGUUCUACAGCGACCAGCACCGACCCUUGCACUUCCAAAACUUUGCCGAACUGGAGGAUGUGGGCGUUGACCGCGACGACAGCUUUGCGUAGACCAGAUAAUCGGACUCUGGCCGCCGAACGCCUUGGUCAAGCUAAGUGCACUUGAAGACUUCCUCGCCGAGAAUGGUACGCAACAGGCAACCCCGUGUGCGGGGUGAGCAGGGGAACUGCUUGAC
Microdochium trichocladiopsis is the source of this 8597-nucleotide messenger RNA. RefSeq lists its product as uncharacterized. The transcript has 62 exons. Gene Ontology annotation, cellular component: catalytic step 2 spliceosome; U5 snRNP. Lineage: Eukaryota; Fungi; Ascomycota; Sordariomycetes; Xylariales; Microdochiaceae. Gene Ontology annotation, biological process: intein-mediated protein splicing; spliceosomal tri-snRNP complex assembly; mRNA splicing, via spliceosome. Gene Ontology annotation, molecular function: pre-mRNA intronic binding; U6 snRNA binding; U1 snRNA binding. The record is from RefSeq and is a predicted model, not a curated record. The annotation marks the transcript as partial.